Salvia splendens (bonfire salvia) is the source of this 4837-nucleotide messenger RNA. RefSeq names its product ENHANCER OF AG-4 protein 2. Bases 413 to 4678 code for a protein of 1421 amino acids. The record is from RefSeq and is a predicted model, not a curated record. The transcript has 13 exons. NCBI's taxonomy places the organism in Eukaryota, Viridiplantae, Streptophyta, Magnoliopsida, Lamiales, Lamiaceae.
GCCUAUAUUUUGUACUCUCAUCCAUUACACCAUUCUCAAUAUUCUCUUUUAACAUAUUCCCUCCGUCCCGCACUACUCGCACCUUUCCUUUUGGGCACGGAGAUUAAGGAAUUAGUGAUAGACAAAGUCAACAAUUACGGCUGUAGGUAUAAAUUGUUACUAAAAAUAGAAAGAGUGCAAAUAACUUGAGACGCCCCGAAAGGAAAUAAGUGCAAGUAGUGCGGGACGGAGGGAAUACAAAAAAACACCUCUUUUUCUUGUCCUUGUGAUCGGCGGCCGACUGCCGGAAACUGACGUCGUCCCGGCGAACUAGGACUUUUGUUCACUUGUGUGUAUUGGGGCCGCCGGUUCUUGCUCAAUCACAGGAGGAAGCGGCGCAAAAUUCUUUUGUGGCCGUGGCCUGGUUGGGAGCAUGGCUCCCGGGCGGAAGCGCGGAGGGAAAGGGGCAAAAACGAAGAGCGAAUUGAGUUUGGGCGAUCUCGUUCUUGCCAAGGUCAAGGGAUUUCCUGCCUGGCCUGCCAAGAUUAGCAGACCUGAAGACUGGAAGCAUGCUCCGGACCCGAAAAAGUAUUUCGUGCAAUUUUUUGGUACAGAAGAGAUAGCUUUUGUCGCUCCUGCGGAUAUCCAAGCGUUCACAAAUGAUACCAAGAGUAAACUGUCUGCUCGAUGCAAGGGUAAGACGGUCAAAUAUUUUGCCCAAGCUGUGGAGGAAAUUUGUGAAGAAUUUGAAGAGUUACAGGGUAAAAGUUUAAGUGAUUUCAGGGAUGAUAGCAAUGCAGAUAAACUUGCAUCUGAGACACAUUCAGUGGAUACAGUGGCAGGUGACCCCUCAAAGGUUAGUUCUGAAAAUGGGAGGGAGAAUGAGGGACUGAACUGCAAAUUAGAGAGAAAAGGGCUGAGUGAUCUAGACUUUGGGUCAGAGCAUUGUUCAGAAAUACUUUGUGAGAUGGAUAGUCAAAAUGUCAACCCUUGCUCGUUAAACGAUACGAGCCAUAGUUUGUCUCCACAUCCAUCUUUGGGUGAGAGGAAUAAGUCAUGCACAAAAUUUGCUAAACCGGUGAAGGAGACAAAUGGUGACCAGAGUGCAUUGACGAAUGGCCACCAACCAAAGCUGGCAAUGGAUCAUGAUGGUGCAAAGCGCAAAAAUAGUGAUGUGGCUAUACCACGUGAACACAAUGAAGAUGAUGUACAAUUAAAACAGGCUUCAGGUGGAAAUAUUAAUAUGUCAUCUGCAGAUAAUUCAAGAUCAGAUUUAGGUACUGGCAGUAAAAGGAUAGGAAAAAAGAUAUUGAAAGGGAAAAAGCAUCCAGCAGCGGUAGAUGAUGGUCGGGUAGAUGCUGAAGCCAUUACUGAGGAAAACAAUAAAGUAAUCUCAAGGAAAAAGAUGAAGUUCCAACAUGACCAGGAAAAGCAAACUUCUCGGACCAAUCAAGCAUCACUUCCUCCCAAAAUGGAUGACAUUGAGGGUAAAAGGUUAAAAUCAGGAGGGAAGGUUGAGUACAAAUCUUCAAUAGCACAGCUAAGUGCAAAUAAGUCCAACCAUUCUCCUGAUGAAGAUGAUCUCCCUCCACCAAAGCACCAACGACUAGCACUUGGAGUGAUGUCCACUUCUACUUCAAACUCUGAAAAUAGACAGGGAAACUCUACAUCACACAACAAUAGCUUGGUGCAUCCGAACAAGGUUCAAUCUCCAACCAUACAGCUUCCAGCAAAGAGGAGAGCUGUCCGCCUAUGUGAUGAGGAUGAGGAUGAUGAUGAUGAAUUACCUAAAACUCCAAUUCAUGUAGGAUCUACCCAUAAGGUUUUUGUUACUCCCCGAGUUUCAGAUUCCAAAAAUAAGAAUGCUAAGAGUGGGGAGACACAUGGAAACGGUCAUAUGGCCGUGAGGAACACAGGAACACUCAAGGAUGAGUUCAAAGAUCAGGUACAAUCUUCUCAAGUAUCCAAUAAAGCUUUAUCACCAACUGGUCAGCAAGGGAUGCAAAAGAGCACUCAGGAAAUAUCAGCUAAACAUUUAUCUCCCGUUUUUCCCCAGUUAGUCACUGAAAACAUCCCCUCAAUGGAGGCUAAGCCAGUUUCAGGUUCUCCCAGGAGGUCCCCUCGAUCUGUUACUGCUUCCAGACCACUAGCUGAUUUACGGAAAAAACAGUUGACCAAGGCACCUGCUAGUGUGAACCAGAAGAAAGUUCCACUGGGAACAAACAGUAGCCUUGCUACAGAAACUGAAAGAAGUAAACCGACUUCAUCUGUUGAGAUAAAGAAAACCAACUCAAGGCCCGACUACCAAAUCAAUGAUUCUGUCCAUAAAGUUGGAAACCAAGACAAAAGUGAUACCUCACACGGUGAAAGGUUGGAUGGUGGUAAAGUCACCAUGUUAAAUUUGCCGGUUGAUUUGGCGAUUUCAGACUCUGCCAUGUCAAUGAAAAAUCUAAUUGCCGCUGCUCAGGCGAGAAAGAGACAAGCAAACUUGCAUAACCCUUAUGGAAAUCCUUUGCAUCUAUUGAUUCAUGACACCGACAUGCUUGGCUUUAACCCAACUGCUACAUCUGCUGCAUUAGCUGUUGAUACUAGUAACAUACUUCAAAUCGAUGUGCAAGACCAUACUACUUCGCCUUCCUUUGAUGUUCACCAGGUGCCGUGUACUAGUGGACAUGAAAAUGAAGACCUGGAGGAAAGGAGGGUGAAUUCAGGCCAUCAGGCAUCUGGGAGUUCUUUAAGUGGGGGUACUGAGGCAGCUGUUGUUCGUGAUGCUUUUGAAGGGAUGAUUGAGACGCUAUCUAGGACCAAAGAGAGCAUUGGUCGUGCAACUCGUCUUGCAAUUGAUUGUGCAAAGUAUGGGAUUGCCAAUGAGUGCUGCAGUGUAUCUUCAUUUGUCUUGUUGAUGAGUUUCCCCUGGUUGAACUUGGCCCAGUGUCAUCAUAUUUCAUAUAUUGUAUCUGCCACUGAUGUGUUGCAGGUUUUAGAACUUCUCAUCCUGAAGUUGGCAAAUGAGCCAAGUUUUCAUCGCAAAGUGGACCUCCUUUUUCUGGUUGACUCUAUAACCCAGUACUCUCAUAGUCAGAAAGGAAUUGCUGGGGCAUCUUAUAUUCCUGUUGUUCAAGCGGCAUUGCCCCGUCUCAUAGUAGCUGCUGCUCCACCUGGAGCAGGUGCUCAGGAAAACCGCUGUCAAUGUCAUAAGGUCUUGCGGUUAUGGCUUGAGAGGAAAAUUUUUCCAGAAUCUGUCCUUCGCCGUUACAUGAAUGAGAUAGGGACAGAUAAUGAUGGUGGAGCUGCUGGAUUUUCUCAGAGACGCCCUUCCCGAGCUGAGCGGUCCAUCGACGAUCCUAUAAGAGAAAUGGACGGCAUGUUUUUGGAUGAGUAUGGGAGCAACACCACAUUUCAGUUACCUGGGUUUCUAUCAUCUCAUUUGUUUGAAGAAGAUGAUGAUGAAGAUGAUUUUCCGUCGAUGUUAUACAAGGAAGGUUUAGAUACGUCACCAUCUGAGCAUAACCUUGCAAGUAAGAAUCCUGAACACUGCACUGUUACUCCAAGUGACCGGCGCCACUGCAUAUUAGAGGAUGUUGAUGGUGAGCUUGAAAUGGAAGACGUUUCUGGUCACAACAAGGAUGAAAGAAUAUUAAUUGUCAAUUGCACCUCUAUCAUUGCUUCACCUGAGCCGAAUUCUGAUGUAAAGCUUAAAUCUGCUUCUGAAAUGUCUGAGUUGCUGCCUUCUCCUGAGGGUUCUCCUCCAUUACCACCUGGCUCUCCUCCUAUGACUCCUCCUCUUCCUGCUUCACCACCUCCAUUAUCCUCAUCCCCAUCACCUCCACCUCCACCUCCACCCUUAUCAUCAUCAUCUGCAUCAUUACCCCCACCUCCACCACCACCUUCCUCAUGGCAACUAAUUCCUCCACCUCCUAUUGGUCCUUCUCCAUAUGUUCAGUCAUUGCCACCUCAACCUGCAUUGAUGUCCCAAUAUGUGUCUCCAGUUCAGUCAACUUCUCAGCCUUUAGUUUGUCACCCUCCUCCAUUACAUCAUGAGAUUGGUGGCACACCCAGUGGAAAUCCGCCUGUCCAUAUGGUUUCCAGUACUCAAGGGUCCCGUACUGAAGCACCUAGAGGUGAAAUAUAUUCACAGCAGUCCUCUUUCUUCUCUCCAGCUGCAGGCUGCAAUGCACGAGAGCAUGUUGGAUACAAUUCAUCAAGGCCUGUUGAAUAUGGACAGAAUGAUCCAUGUUUUAAUCACCAAGCUUCACAGCAGAGACAACAUUUGCUGCCUGGUACUGCAACAUUUUCCCAAAGACCGUUGCAUCCUGAUGCCCGACCUCCACAAAUAUCUGCCCAUUUCUCAUAUUCGAAUACAGUCAUCCAGCACCAACAUCCCCCUUAUCCAUUGCAAGUAUAUGCUGAUGUUCCUAGGAGGUAUUCUACCGAUGAACAAUGGCGGAUGCCAGUAAAUGAUUUCAAAGCGGAUCUUCCUUGUGGGGGCUGGAGUGCUGGAGCCCAACCAUUUUCUGGUCAAUCUUAUUCGCAUGAAGGUUACUUUGGACCCCCUUCAGAAAGGGCCCCUGCAAGUGCCAUUAAUUUCCGGCCUGGUGGAACAAAUAGUCUACCACCAGCACCUCCGAUUCUAGUUCAUGGUGUUCCAAUGAUGCCAUGUAGGCCGGACAUGUUAGCUGUCAAUUGGAGGCCAGUAUAAGGCUGACUUCUUGGAAAUGUGGCUGCAGAGCAGGAGGAGUUGUCCCAAAUAAUCCACCUAGAUCAAGUUCUAGAUCACAAUGUGGAAUUUUGAGAAGCUAUGGAGAGCCUUGGCAGGAUUGUUUAUAUUAGAUUUUUUUCCUGACAAAUGCAUCCCCGC